UGACUUUGAGAGGAGGGACUGUCAAAUGUGUUAAGUAGAUAACCGAGCUGCAGUAGAUUUUCUCGUGCUCAAUAUUCGAGAAAUAAACAUUAAUUCUUCAAUAACAUUAAAACUUGUUUGAAAUGGCACACUACAAAGGUGCAGCUUCAGAAGCUGGCAGAGCCAUGCAUUUAAUGAAGAAACGAGAAAAAGCACAACAAGAAAUAGAACUACGAAAAAAGAAGAUUGAAGAGGAUUUAAAGAUAGAUAAUAUCGAAAACAAAUUCGCUACACAUUAUGAUGCAGUGGAACAACAAUUAAAAAGUUCUACUAUUGGCUUAGUAACUCUUGAUGAAAUGAAAGCCAAACAAGAACAUAUAGUUAGGGAAAGGGAGAAAAAGUUAGCCCAAAAGAAAGCGGAAAAAGAGAAGGAACGUCAAAAAGAAAUAGAAGCUAAACAGGCCCAAAAAAACAAACAAAAAAGACAAAUUCAAGCUCUUUCUUUUGAUUUAAAUGAAGAUGAAGAAGAAGAUGUAGAAGACGAAGAAACGCCAGAAACUACCUGGCGAGACAAAGAUGAAACGGUAUGUAAAAAAAUUAAAAAAAAUCCAGAUGUAGACACAUCAUUUUUACCUGACAGAGAACGAGAGGAAGCUGAUUUGAAAUUAAGGGAGGAGCUCAGAUUAGAGUGGGUCAUGACUCAAGCGAGCCUUAAGGAUGAGCCCAUUACUGUUACAUUCAGCUAUUGGGAUGGAUCCGGCCAUAGAAGAAAUGUCACAUUAAAAAAAGGUAAUUCUAUAUAUCAAUUCCUUCAAAGAUGUUUGGAUACACUUAGGCCUGAGUUUAGUGAACUGAAAACAGUAUCAGCUGAUCAACUUAUGUAUGUAAAAGAAGACCUGAUAUUGCCGCAUCAUUAUACAUUUUAUGACUUUAUUGUUACAAAGGCAAGAGGUAAGAGUGGUCCCCUAUUCCAAUUUGAUGCCUCAGAUGAUAUACGAUUAGUGAAUGAUGCAACACAAGAAAAACAAGAUUCACAUGCCGGAAAAGUACUUUUAAGAUCGUGGUAUGAAAGAAACAAACAUAUCUUUCCUGCAUCUAGGUGGGAACCCUAUGAUCCAACUAAAACAUAUUCCAAAUAUACAAUUAAAGGAAAAUAAGAUACAGUAGAAUUUAUAUAUAUGUA
This is a messenger RNA of Vanessa tameamea, 1162 nucleotides long. Its product is annotated as protein FAM50 homolog. The transcript has 6 exons. The coding region runs from base 123 to 1136 and encodes 337 amino acids. Gene Ontology annotation, biological process: chromatin organization. Lineage: Eukaryota; Metazoa; Arthropoda; Insecta; Lepidoptera; Nymphalidae. Gene Ontology annotation, cellular component: nucleus. The record is from RefSeq and is a predicted model, not a curated record.